UAAAAAUUUCUGAGAAGCUAAUUUCAAUAGCGUGUAAUUUCCGAACAAAACCCAUUUGAAGGUCUGAGGAAACAGAGAGAGAGAGAGAAGAGAGAGAGAAACCAGAACUCACACAGAGGAGGAGGAGGAGAGAGAGAGAGAGAGAGAGAGAGAGAGAGAGAGAGAGAGAAACUGAAAGAGCCCCCUUUUCUUUAUUGUAUCUAUCUGUGAGAUCUUGUCCUUCUACAUUGGCUACUUUGUAGUGGGCAAGGGUUUGGUCGGAUCGUCUGUGGGAACGGCUCUAAUCUUUGGAUUUGGACUGUUAGGGUUAUUAUCAAGACAGGUUGCAGAAUAAAGACGGAGAAUUUGGAUUGUUCAGGUGUCGCACGAAGUGGAAAUAGAGAUCGGAAGUGUGUUUGUAUGAUGGGAGAAAAUUUGGAUUGUCCCCUGAGCUGGGUUUGUGGUGUCUGUAGCUCUGGUGUCAAAUUGUUCAAACUAGUCAUUUUCGCACACUGAAUCUGCAUUGGGAGAUGGUGAAAAUUUUGGGUUUAUGGAUAUGGAAGAGGACUGCACUUUAAAUGUGUAGACGGUGAUACGGAAUUGAUAGUUUCUUCGUUUUGAGAUUGCGGCUUCUGUGGUUUUUACUACAGGAGCGUUUUUAUUUGAUCUCCCAAUGUUCUUGAUGUCUGUUUUUGCCGAUAAGGAGCAGGUGAUAGUUCUUUAUAGUCCAAUCAGGGAAGACAGAAGAAGAUCAAAUUGCAGUGUACCGUCUUGUUGCUCUAGAAACCCUUCGGCUUAACAUACCUCAACAAGCAUCUGUAGCUUUAGGAACUAUUUUCUUUGUUUCUGUUUCUGGCAACAUUCAAGCUGGUACAGUAUUUUUGAUAUGGUAGAUUUGAUCGUUAUCUGGGCAUCAUUGACAUCAUUGGAGCUAGUGCAGUGUUUGAUCAGUGAAAUUUCUAUUAAAAUUCAGAGGAGUGUUCUUUUUCUUGCAUGAUAGUGUGAUUUGAGAAAUUGGAAUUUUAAAAAUUUUGGUUGCUGGGGACCUCAGAAGAUAAGAUCAUGGAAAAUCAUUGAAAUAGGCAAUGAGUGCGGGGACAUGGUGCAUGGACAGGAGAACAGUUGCUGGUCCGUUCCCUUCUUGGAACAGUUCUACUGUAAACUAAGUGAAGCUUUUUUGUUGGUGAAAGGAACCCACAUUUCUGAUUCCAGGAUUCCGUGCGAUGUCUCGCUGCUUUCCAUUUCCGCCACUGGGAUAUGAAAAGAAGGCCAGGACUGAUGAAGCAGAUAUUCUAGCAAAGGAGAAGCACAAAGAGAAAAAACAUAAGAAUGAGAAGAAGGACAAGGAGAAGAAAGAGAAGAAGGACAAGGAGAGAAGCAAAGAUAAACAUAAGGAAAAGAAAGACCGAAAGGAAAAACACCAAGACAAGAAGAAGGACAAGGAUAGGGAUAAAGAUAAAAACAAAACCUCAGAUGAGAAAAAGAUUGAAGGGCAACCUGGGGUCUACAAUGGAGAGAAGAUUGACCAGAACAGCCAGCGGGAUGAAGACAUCAAUGGUUCUAAAUUUGUGCAGGACUUGGGUGGGAGGAUCAGAGAUGCAGAAAAAGGGGUGGGGGUCCGAAUGCUUGAGAACUUUACUGGUACAGAACAAAAAAAAGCUGAGGUUAUGGCCAGGUUGGUGGAUAAAGAUGUUGAUAGUAAGCCUGAAGGGAGAGAGAAGAAUAAGGUCGGUGCAGAUCAAAGAAGAGCCAAGGUGGGGAUGGCCAGAGUGGUGGAGAAGGAUGUUAGCAAUAGGGCUCAAGGGAAAGAAAAAAGUAAGGAUGGUUCAAAUGGACAGAACAGCCAGCGUGGUGGACAGAAGAUUGACCAGAACAGCCAGCGGGAUGGGGACAUCAAGGAUUCUAAAUUUGUGCAGGACUUGGACAGGAGGAUCAGAGAUGCAGAAAAAGGGGUGGGGGUCCAAAUGCUUGAGAACUUUACUGAUACAGAGCAAAGAAAAGCUGAGGUUAUGGCCAGGUUCGUGGAGAAAGAUGUUGACUGUAAGCCUGAAGGGAGAGAGAAGAAUAAGUUCGCUGCAGAUCAACGAAGAGCCGAGAGGAUGGCCAGAGUGGUGGACAAUGUUGUCAGUUGGGCUGAAGGGAAAGAAAAGAUUAAUAAUGACAUGGAUCAACGGGAAGCCGGCGGGAUGGUCAGAGUGGUGGAGAAUGCUGUCAAUUGGGCUGAAGGGACAGGAAAGAAAAGGGAAAAGAAAAAUGCAACAACAACAAAAAACUCAGGCUUAUCCCAGCUUAAUGGGGUCAGCUAUAUGGAUCUGUGCAAAAUGGAGAAAAAUGAUGAUAGAAAAGCUGAUGUACAAAGAAAUGGAGAUGAAGGAAGAAGUGCAGGACAUGCAAAAUUUCAGAUCACCAGACUGGAUCAACAAAGAGUUGAAGGAAUGGUCAAACCAAUGGAGAAGGAUGCGAAGAAGAGACUGGAAGGGAAAGAAAAGAAAAAAAACAAGGAAGGCAGGGAAAAAAAGGGGGAUAAGAACAAGGAGAAAGAUCGAAAGAAGGAAAGCAAAGCAAAGGGUAAAGAUAGGAGCAAACAGAAGGAGGAGAAAGCGAAGGAGAAAAGUGACCACAAAAACAGGGAGCAGGAUAAAUUGAAAGAAAACAGCAAGUCCUCUGCAAACAACACCAUCAGCAUUAAAACAUCAACAUUAAACUCUUCCAAGGAGAGUAACAAUAAUUCUGAUAUUGAUGGAAAUCUCAAGAAAAGAAAAGAAAGAGAGAUGAAUGGGUUCUCACAUGGGAGUGACAUUCGGCCAGAUAAAUUACCAAGACCUGCCUCAUCCUCUCACCUGUUAGCGGAGAAUGGAAAGAAAGUUGAACCAUGCCAACCUGCUAUGCAGUUUACUUCUGAUAAGAAGGGGCUACCGAAUAACUUUAAGGCAGAGCAUAAGGAACACGAAGUCAACGGUCUAAUAGAAACUCAACAAGUUUCUGUUUGCUCGACAAAGCGGUUCCCCAUUGGACAAGCAAUUGAGAAUGGUGAAACUUCAUUGAAAGUGCCGCAUCCUGAUUUGGAGUAUCUAAGCCAGAUUCUUUCAGUAACCCAAAUGGAGGAACUGUCUGAUUUUGACGACCAGGAAUGGCUGUUUAGCAGUGACAGUCUCCAAUCAAAGAAUCCCAAGGUGGGAUCUUCUGUGGCUGACGAGACCCCACAGGUGUGGGCUGAAGCAUUGCGGAUAGAGUCAGCUGAUGUUUGUGCUCUGCCAUAUGUCAUUCCAUACUGAGAGUACUUGUUGGAUUGGAUGGCAUUCUUCCAAUUCUUCCCCACCACUGAAGGCCCCAAAUAUAUCCUUCAGGAAUGUAAAGCGGCAUAUGGAUCUCAGAGUUGGGUUGUUGGUUUAUCAUGAUGCUUUCUCCAGUUAUUGUGCUUCCUGUUCUUUCAGGAUAUGCAUUCAACCAUCUGUUGCAGUAAGUAUUGAUUGUGUGUGGCUAUGUUUUCUUGGAAUUCUUUUAUAUGGAAUUAAAUGUGUCGCACACAUUUCAUGUAUGCAUUCCACCAUCUGCUUGCUCCAUUAGGUUGGUGCAUCUUUGCAGCUUGGUAUGAGGAAGAGAUUUUUACCCCCUCUUCUGUAAGUAUUAAUUCAUGAGAACCUUUCCUUAUGUACCCACCGGAAGGUAUUGUCACGUACUGCAAGAUCCAAAAUCUCCAGGUUGAUUGUAGAGGGGAAAAAAAGGGUUGAAAAGAUGCUAAUUUGUGCAUUUUUUAUGUUUGUUUCUUUAAGCUAAAAGGCUCUUCUAAUAGAGUGGUCUUGGCUGCACCACCACAAAAUUUUGAUUUGUAACAUAUACAUCUUAUUUACAAGAAAUGUACAAUAGAGGGAAAAAGAAAAGAGGCAGUUCCAUUUGUUUA
Molecule: messenger RNA, 3880 nt
Organism: Macadamia integrifolia
Lineage: Eukaryota; Viridiplantae; Streptophyta; Magnoliopsida; Proteales; Proteaceae
Product: splicing regulatory glutamine/lysine-rich protein 1-like
Exons: 4
Coding region: 1203-3254 (683 amino acids)
Source: RefSeq, a predicted model, not a curated record